CAUACCCCUCAGUGGCUGAUCUCAACGGCUCCGGCCACGAAGGAGACUUGGCAGAACGCGAGUAAUGGAGGCAGUGGGAAACUUAACAGGGUAACUCGUCGCGGGCUACGCUUCCGGCUUCGGAAGGAGUCGCGACGCGCGGGGUGCCGCAGCGUGUGUCUGUAUCCGGCCGCCCCCGCAACUCCGCGGCAGGCCGUCUACCGUUCCCCGCGCCGUUCGUAGGCGGCUCGACGGCACGAAUGGCGCAGAGUGCGGCGGGCGGGGCGCGGCGGUGCGCGCUGGUGGUCGAUGGCAGGCAGGUGGCGGGCGGCGGCGAGGAGUCGGGGCUGUGGGGCACACGCGAGGAGCGGGUGACCGUCGGGGGCGAGAGCAGCGUGGAAUGGAGCGCGGAGGGCGUUGUGCGCAAGCGACUCACCACCGACCAUGCCGUCUCGCAGGCGGCGUGGGUGCGCAUGCACGGGGAGGCGGGGCUCUCAUCGCUCGCCCUGCUGCAUCCUCAUGCCAUCACUGUCGCCAGCGCCAAUGGUGACAUUCACGAGAUCCCGCUGCCCUUCUCCUGCCCCCGCAUCUGGCCCCUCCCCAUCGGUGUGCUCCUGCACCCGCUGCACCCGCUACAGCCACACCACACCCCCCCUCCCGCCUCCACCUCGCCUUCCAUCCGUCCCUCCUCCUCCCUCCCCACGCCGUUUUCUCCUGCCCCCCCAUUCGCCUUCCCCGCCCCCCUCGCUGCCGCUGCGCCCUGCCCGCCCUCCACCUCCCCCAUCCCCUUCCCCUCUCUCUCCCCUCUCACUCCCCCUGCCUUCUCGCUCCCUUCGGGUGCGCCUGUUGCCAAUGCUGCUGCUGCUGCUGCUGCCGGGACUGCUGGCAAGGAGGGAGCGCAGGCAGGGGGUGGCGGGGAGCGGGUAGAGGCGGGUGCUGCUGGGCACGGCAAUGAGGCCAUGGGGGGGCCUCACGUGGAGGCGGGGUGCUUCACACUCACACACGCACAUGAUGAGCUGCAGCCUGUUCGUGUGCCGGCGUCGCUUGCUGCGCUGCACAGCGCAGGGGAGGAGGUCGUGUGGUCGUCCACGGAGGUUCCCCUCCUUGCCACCUUCAACCACACCCAUCGCCAGCACUCCGUGUGGCACCUGUGCUACCACCCCGACCCCGACCGCUCCCCGCGCCACCCACCUUACGCCACGUCAGCAGCAGAGCAGGACCCUUUGCAUGCUUCCUUGGGCCGUGUUUCUCCAAUGCCUGCUGCCGGGGGGGCGGUAGUGAGAGAGGGCGGGGUGGGGGGAGGGAGCGUGGGGCGUGUGGGUGAGGAUGGAGGCGUGGUGGGUGAUUUGAGGCAGCAGCAGGGGAGAGUGCGUGGGGGGGGCACUGUGGGGAGUGGGGGACGGCAAGCGAGGGGAGGGGGGAGAGGAGGAGGGUCAAGCACGGGGGGAGCGAGGUUGAGUGGGUUUGCGGUGGGGCGGGAUGAUGCGGGCCGUGGUGGAGGCAUGGGGGGAAGAGGGGGGGGCAAGGCUGGGACCACACCAAGAUUCGUGGAGGGGCAUAAAGAGGGUGGAGGAGGGGAGCCGAGGAGUUUGAGUGCCGAUGGUAGAAAGGAGGGAGAGGCGAGGUGGGAUGUGGAGGGUGGUGGUUGGUGCGUGCACAUGGCUCCCGUGUGGCGCGGCCUCAAGGGCGUUGAGAAGGCCUCAAACGUCCUGUUGCUCUCGCAUGUUCUGCUCCCCUCCACUUCCUCCCCCCCCUCCUCCUUGCCCUGCCCCCACCGCUCCUCUCUCCCCCCCACCGUGGCCUCUCUCCUCACCCCCUCGCCCCCCUGUGCCACCGCCACCCUCGCCUUCUGCUCGCCUGCCGCCCAGCGCGUGCUUGUGCGGCGCGUGGCGUAUGGGGGGGGGCCGAAAGGGAACGCGGAGGCGGUGGAAGAGGAAGAGGGACGAAGGGCUUUUGGGAAGGGCGUGAGGGGGAGAAGUGGGGAUGCGGGAAGGCAGGGCGGUGUCACGAGGGGGGGGGAGAGGUGUGCUGAGAGCAGCAGGGAUGGGCGUGGAGGGAGCCCCAUGUAUGAGGGCGAGCAGACGGGAGGGGGUGGGCUGGAGGGAGUGGGGCAUGCAGUGGCAGGCGUGGCGGCACCGGUGGCGCACACCGAGGGGCACACGGAGGGGCACACGGAGGAGCACACGGAGGGGCACACGGAGGGGCCGGGUUGCUGGUCGGUGGCUGCUGCCUGUGCUGUUGCUCUGGACAACACAUCUUCCAGCACCGCUCUGCACCGCAUCAACCGCUUUCUGCUUCUACUGGACCCCCAAGGCUCGCUCGUGCUCAUGCACGGCCCUCGGCUGCUGUGGAAGGCGCCCUGCUCCACCUUCCUCGCCCACCACGGCAUCACCUUUGACCAGUCAGAGCUUGCCACGUGUCCCCUGCGCCUGUGUGACCCCCUGGGAGACCGUGUGUCCAUCGCCCUCCCCAGCAGCAAGGUGCACCGCUUUCAGGUCAAGCUAGCGGUCGCCUCCUCCCUGCCUGCCAGGUGUCUCGCUGCCAUUGGUGCGAGCGCUUUCCCCCGCCGCCUCUCCCACGCCCUGCGCUGCGCGCUGCUCGCCCCACGCCUCUGGCGGCAGCAGCGGCAGCAGAGGGGGCGGGCAGCAGCGGGGGGAGGGCUGGAGGUGCCGCUGGUGCGGCUGUGCGCGCUGGUGGGCGCCGCUCACGGGGCUAAUGGCCAUGCUGGCGGCGGCGCGGGGGGAGGGGAGGGGGAGGAGUGGGGCACACUGCUGGCUGUGCUGGAAGAGUGGGUUGAGAAGGCCGUGAGGGGCGGUGCUGUUCGCACUGAUGGUGGCACGCACGGAGGGGCGAGAGGGGGGGAGCAGGGCGCGGAGGCAAUGGACGUGGAUGAGCAGCAGGAGAGCGGGGGUGGGUGGGGGUCAGAGAGAGGAGAGGAGGAGAAGGGAGAGGCGGGCACUUCAGCGUGGGAGGGUCUGCUGAGCAGCCAGCAGCAUCGGCAGCUGCUGCUCUCCGGCGCCCCCCCCUGGCUGCCAUUCCCCCUCCCCUCGCCCUCCACCACCCUGUCCGCUCCUCCUCCUCCUCGCCAUCCUCGCAGGGAGGCGGUGAGGGCGUGGAAGGGCGUGCAGGUGGGCGGGUGGCAGGGCGAGGGCGGGGUGGGAAUGGCGGUGGGCGACCUGGUGGCGCUGCUGCAGGUGCUGCACGGCGUGUAUGAGGGCGGCCGCGUGGACGCGCUGUGGGGCAGCUCUUUGCCUCGCCUGGCGGCAGUGCUGUGGGUGCUGGCGGCGGUGCUGGGGCUGCCCGACCUGUGUGACCACUACCAGAGGGACCACCCCCACCUCGCCCUCCUCGCCCCCCACUUCCCCCACCUCCUCACCUCCCCUCUCGCGCCCUCCAUCACCCCUGCCCCCUCGCACGCCUUUCUCCCUCUGCUGCGCUGCCUCCUCCCCGGGACGGCCUCACAGAACCCGCAGCCCUCCCACCCUCCGCUGCCGUCCGUUGUGCCAUGUGUCUUCACCUGGUUGGCUCUCACCGCCCAGUACGGGCCAGAGCAUGCGGCCCCCUGGCUGGCGUGGAUGCCCUCCUCGUGCCUGGGGAGGGCGACGGGGCACGUUCAAGGGCGGGGUGCGGGUGUGGGAGAGUGUGAGGGGGUGCAAGAAGGGGCGUGGUGGGAUGAGUGGGAGACGGAUGGGGAAGGUGCGGUUAGUCUGCUGGCAGUGGUGGUUGCUCUCUUCUCUGCGCUCUUCCCCCGCGGGGCGUGGAGGCAAGGCAGCGCUUCCAUGAGAGUGGGUGGCAAGGGGGUGACGGCGAGAGACGAGCAGGUAGGGGUGGGGCGGGAGCAAGGUGCACAAGAGGCGGAGACGGACAACGGAUGGACCAAGGCAGCAGCAGCAGGGGGCGGGGGCGGAGUCGUGGAGCGCAGUGAGCGGUGUGUGGCGGGUAUGGUGGCGGCAGGCGUGGGUCGUCAGGACCUCCAGAGGCUCCCUCCCGGGGUCGCCCUGCCCUUGCUGCAGGCGCUCCACGAGUGCAGGGACAGCCCGCCUCCCCACUGGCCUGCAGCGGGCUACAUGCUGGUGGGGCGGGACGACCUUGCUGCCACCGCCACCACGUGCCCGCGCUGCUUCUCCCUCCGCCAUUCGCUGCCAUCCCCAUCCCCCGCCACACGCCCUCACCACAGGGGCGCUGCGGAGGGCAGUGGCCCCGCGCCUGCUGCUGCUGCUGCUGCUGCUGCUGCUGCGGGGGAAGUCGAGCCGGUGGGGGCUGAAGCACGCUCACAGCCGCCAGCCGAGCCGUCGCUCCUCACCCCCUCGCCCCUGCGUCCUCCCGUUGCACCCCCCCACUCCCUCUCGCCCUUCUCCUUCUCCUUUCCCCCCAGCGUGCUCAUCCGCCCUCUCUCCCCCUUCCCCGCCUCCCCCCACCCCGCCCUGCACGCCUCCCUCGCCGUGCCCUGGUCCGACGCCUCUCAAGGCCUGGCGUCCGCCUCAGGGGCAGCAGGGGUGGGCGCCAUGGGGGCAGGGGGGGGCAGCGGGGUGGGGGUGGGGGGAGCAUCAGGUGCGGGGCUGGGCGGAGGUGGGGGGGCGGUGGACGGGGCAGGGGGGGAGGGCGGCGUGGCGGAUGGCAUGGAGCACCUGCUGCUGCCGCCCGCCCGCUCCGUGGUGGCGCUGCGAUUUCCAAGCGAUCUGCGACUCGCUGAGGUGCGUGCCCUGCUGUGCUCGUCACGCCCCGUUCCUCUCACGGGCUCCGCUGCUUCCGACUCCACCGACCCCGAUGCUCUCGCCGCCCACCAGGCUCGUUUGUGGCAGUUGGCGUAUCGCACCGUCGCUCUGCCGCUGGGCCGAGCGGCCUUCACCUUCGCCACCGCACAGCCCGCCAUGACCCAGGCCCUCUCAGUGCCCAAGCUGGUGCUGGCGGGUCGGCUUACAGCGCAGAACGACGCCACGGUGGGGCUGGACGGCUCGCUGGGCAACCUAUCAGAGCUGACCACGUGGCCUGAGUUCCACAACGGCGUGGCAGCGGGGCUCGCCUCCGUGCAGCCGGGCACCAUCACGCGUGCGUGGGUGGUGUACAACCGGCCGUCAGAGGCGUCCUGUGCGCACGGCGGCAUGCUGCUCGCGCUGGGGCUGAGGGGCCACCUGCGCGUGCUCGCGCCCACCGACCUCUUCACCCUCCUCGCCCUCGAGCACGAGGCGACGACGGUGGGCAUUCUGCUGGGUGCGGCGGCGUCGUAUCGGGGCACUAUGGACUCUGUCAUCUCCAAGAUGCUCUAUCUGCACAUCCCGUCGCGCCACCCGCCUUCCUUCCCCGACCUCGAGCUGCCGCCCAUCAUCCAGACGUCAGCGCUGCUGGGCGUGGGUGUGGUGUACAUGGGGUCGGCUCACCGCCUCACCACCGAGAUACUGCUGGAUGAGAUCGGGCGCAGGCCGGAGGGCGAGGGCAGCAUGGAGAGGGAGGGAUACUCGCUGGCGGCUGGCCUUGCGUUGGGGCUAGUUACCCUGGGCACGGCGGGCAGUGCGUGGGGCUUGUCGGACCUGCGGGUGGAGGACCAGCUGCAGCGCUACUUCUCGCCCGCUCUCGACCCCUCCCAGCAGGGGCAGCAGGGGGCAUCAGGGCAGGCGGAGUGGAGUUGGGGGGGAGGCAAGGGGAGGGGCAUGGGGCAGUGGCCGGGCAGCAGUGCGAGCAGCAAUGGCCAUGUGCUGGAGGGCAACACGCCCAAUUUGGACGUCACGGCGCCAGGAGCCAUUCUUGCCCUCGGGAUGAUGUACCUUCAGUCCAACAACGAGGCGGUGGCGGCGCGCCUGGCGCCCCCCGCGACGCACUUUGCGCUGGAGCUGGUGCGGCCCGACUUCAUCCUGCUGCGCCUGCUAGCGCGCUCCCUCAUCCUCUGGGACAGCGUCGUGCCCUCGCAGGCGUGGGUAUCAGCGCAGGUGCCCGCCAUCAUCCGCGCCGCUGCUGCUGCCGGGGGGGGGAAGGCGGAAGGGGGUUGGGGGGGGGAGAAUGAGGGGGGGAGGGGUGUGGGGCGGGAACGAGCGGAGGGCGGCAUGGAGGGCGGCAUGGAGGGCGAGGCGGACGUGGAUGAGGAGGCGAUGGCUCUGGCGCUCUGCAACCUGCUGGCGGGAUGCUGCCUGGCGCUGGGGCUGCGCUAUGCCGGUUCGGCCAAUUCUGAUGCAGAGAAGCUGCUCAGAAGCUAUGCACUGCUCUUCUUCUUCCUCAGAGAGCGUCGGCCCCUGCCUGCCCCGUCCGGCCCCUUCGCCUCGGCGCUGCAGCAGUGGCUGCCGUUGCUGGACUCGCGCACCCUCGACACCGCUGUCAACACCGCCGUGCUCUCGCUCUCCCUGGUGAUGGCGGGCACGGGCCACCUGCCCUCGCUCCGCCUGCUGCGUUUCUUCCACCGCCGCACCGCUGCUGCCGCUGAUGCUGCUGCUGUCAACGCCGCCACCACCUAUGGCUCGCACAUGGCGGUGAGCCUGGCGCUGGGCUUCCUGUCCCUGGGCGCCUGCCAGGCCACCUUCUCCACGGCGCCCUCCGCCGUGGCGGCGCUUCUGCUCGCCCUCUUCCCGCACUUCCCCUCCUCGCCCUCCGACCACCGCUGCCACCUGCAGGCGCUGCGGCACUUCUGGGUGUUGGCGGUGGAGGAGAGGGCGUUUGUGGAGGCGGUGGAUGUGGACACGUGGCAGCCUGUCAUUGCUCCGCUGCGCCUCUCCCUCAAGCCCACUCACUCCUCGGCCCCAACCAGUGUGUCGCUGCACACGCCGUGCCUGCUGCCGCCACUGCCGCAGCUGAGGGAGCUGCGUCUGUGUGGUUCGCACUUCUGGCCCUUGCGAGUUGCAGCGAGGAUAGCAGACCCAUCCCACCCGCCAGUGCGAGCCAGGAGUGGAAGGCGGUCAGGGGUGCACCGUGGGGGGGGGAGUGGAGGGCGGAGGGCUGUGGGCUGGAGGGUGGGGGCAGGGGUGGGGGGGGAGAGCAAGGGGAGGGGGCACCUGGUGCUGCUGGUGAAAGGGCGGAGGGCAGAGGCUGGCGGGGGUGCAGCAGAGAGAGAGGGGGAAGGCGAUGGCAACCGGACGGGGGAGGAGCCAGCGCCCGCCUCCACUCGUCGCAUAGCAGCAGCCGUAUCGCUGCCCGACCCGUUCCUCUCUGCCUUCCUCCGCCUCUUCUGCUGCUCCGCGCCGCCCAUUGCUGCAGCAGCUGAGUCUUUCUCAAGCGCACACGGCUUCUCAUCCGCCUGCCAGUCCGCGCUGCUCGUGGCGCAACAGGCACAGCAGCCGCACCUGCUCGAGGUCCUCCUAUCCCUCAUGACCGCCUGCCACGCCGUGCGCUCUCUGCCUCGCUCUCACUGCACCCGCUUCUCCGCCUUGCCCAGCCUCGUCUCCAGCUUCAAGGUACUAGAAGCCUUCAUUCCUUCGCUCCGAGCGCUCGCCUCUACCUCCCGCUAUCACCCCUCCAGCCUUCUCAACUCGCACUCCCCGAUGCCCAUCGUCAGCCCGCUCUUCCUGCACUCUCUCUGCUCCACCCUCCAUCGCGGCCUCCUUGCACCCGCUCACCCGUCCUCCCCUCCCUCCGCCUUGCCCCUCCUUCGCCAACGUCUGGGGGAAUACUCUCACCGGGCCCUGCUCCUGUGGCACCAGCAGCAGCAGCAGCAGCAGCAGGCACCACAAUUGGCAGGUUUAGCAGCAGCAGCGACAGCACUGACAGCAGCAGCAUCAGGCAGCAUGAGGGCUUUAUCAACGCAUGCCACCUGGCACCAUGCAAGCACUCAACUGUUUUCACUCUUCCUCCUUGCCUUCUCCUUCCCUCCCCCUCUCGCCCUGGGCCGCGCUUUGGAUACUGCUGCCACCUCUUGCCCUGCACCUGCCUCCACCCCUUCCACUCGUGUGGCUCUCAUCCCCUCCCUCCCUCUGUCGCUGCUGCUGGCUCUCCUCCUCCCACAGCUACGGCAACACUCAGGUGUCUUGGCUCUGCUGCUUGAGGCUGUAGAGAGAUUGACAUAGUCUUGUAACAUUUCAAGUAGGUAGGUAGCAGAAGUACAUAUCAUAGUCCUAGAAUGAUCCAAGAGGCAAUUGGAUUGGAGUAUGUUGGGCAUGUCCUUUUCUUCAGAAUGUUAAAGGAUGUUCAAACUUGCAUUCCUGAAGUUUGGUUAGUCUCCAUCAGUAAAGUGAUACCUCUUGU
This is a messenger RNA of Closterium sp. NIES-67, 8142 nucleotides long. The record is from the annotation of a GenBank genome assembly. NCBI's taxonomy places the organism in Eukaryota, Viridiplantae, Streptophyta, Zygnematophyceae, Desmidiales, Closteriaceae.